GUGGUAGUCUGAUCAUUAUGUGCCCAGUGCACUAGUUGCUCGUUAAUUGUCUAGACAUUUCAAUGUUGUGAAUUCUACCAACUUCAGCCAACCUGCAAUAAUAACCAUGCCCAAUACUGGCCCAUAACAGUGACAGCAUUUAUCAGGACCGAAUUAUGCAAUAUACGUCCAGGUUUUUCAUUCUUCCCGCCCCACAAGGUUCAAUGAUACAGCAUUCCAUUUCGUUCCUGCUACUCGCUAGACCGCUUCUUGCUUGAAAUUCAAACCUUGAAUAUCCCGAAUGAUACGACCAUGACGAAGACCACAAGACGGGCUGUAAAGAACAAGCAGCCUUCUUCAAAACCCGCACCGAAGCCGCUUAAUCCGUUCGUCCCCGCGCCCUCCACCUUACGGCCCUUUCUAGACGUCCUCUCGCCGAACGAGAUAUACCUUGCGCAUAUUGACAAAGAGGAACCGAGCUUCAAGAAACAACUCUUCAUCGUCCCCAUCCUUCUGAACACCACUAUAAUUCUUGCCAUUGCAUAUCGUUUCUACAACGGGAUCCAUGUCUACCCCGAAAUCCUAGCCUCCGCAUUGGGGAUAUCCUCAGUCCCAACGGCCGACUUUUCGUCUGGAUCAUGGCAGCAAAUAGCAGGCGUGAUUCUGCGACGGGCCAUAACCUUUUCUAUCGAUUAUUUCCUAAUCACCCUUUUUCUCCCCUGGCCCAUCCGCUUUCUCCGAGGUCCCAUAUACUGGCGUCGCAAAGUCGGGUUUCGUCAGCGCGAGAUCGUGAUUCGGCAAAGUCGGAAGCCCUGGUCGUCGAAGCUGGCUCGUAAUAGCUGGAUAUACGAUGACCAAAAGACUGUCGACGAUAAAGUCGUUCCUGCUAUUACCCCGCAGAGGCUCAUGAAGAGCGGGUAUCUUCUUAUUGAUGCCGACUGGGAUCUUGAUUACAAUGCGAUGGUGCGAGCCCAUGAGCUGGUGGACCUCACCGCUAAGGGCCAGGGAGUACAGCUCGACGAAUUCCGCACUGCAGUGCUCGUCAAUACAGAUGAAGACGGCUGGCUUCUCUGGCGAGUCGCGGAUGAGGAAACGACAGAACGUGGGGACCAACGAGACCAGUUAUUCGCAUUCCGUCAAAGGCUAGCUUCUAUGGGCAAAGAAGAUUUAUUCUUUCGAUGGGUUGAAUUGGUCCAGUAUGAAAGCACGCAGCCCGGUGGAUUUACGCCGGAACGACAGCGCAGCACGAUGCUCCAGGCAAAAGAGAUGUUUGAGGCUCAGGGAGUUGACUUUUCUCGCUUUUGGCAGGAAGUCGGAGGUAUGGAAGGUGGUUUAGAACUGCCGUAGAUGUGCAUGUAGGAUUAAUAGAGAUGAAUUAAUACAAAAGCGUUUUAAAUGUAUGAUUAGAACUUUUAGAUAAUGGCUGGCUUUUCAGCGGAUGCUAAAAAUUUAGA
Molecule: messenger RNA, 1433 nt
Organism: Talaromyces proteolyticus
Lineage: Eukaryota; Fungi; Ascomycota; Eurotiomycetes; Eurotiales; Trichocomaceae
Exons: 1
Coding region: 292-1326 (344 amino acids)
Source: RefSeq, a predicted model, not a curated record